Messenger RNA from Magnolia sinica, 609 nucleotides. RefSeq lists its product as uncharacterized. The record is from RefSeq and is a predicted model, not a curated record. The coding region runs from base 95 to 463 and encodes 122 amino acids. The transcript has 2 exons. Lineage: Eukaryota; Viridiplantae; Streptophyta; Magnoliopsida; Magnoliales; Magnoliaceae.
ACUGCUCACCCCAACUUCAGCUAUUUAUGCAACUCUCCACCAUUCAUUUCCUUCCAAGAAGCAGCUCCACACCAUCCACUUCCCUUCUUUCACAAUGAAAUCCUUUUGCAUUGUAUUCUGCCUGCUUACAACGACAGCCGCCAUCCGUCUCACAUCUCAGACAAACACAGACACUCCUUCCAUCAUCAUCGAUGGAGGGCAGCCCAAAAGAAAUCUGAUCUCACCACUCGAUGGUCAGCGGCCCACAAAAGAACAAAGUUCAACGGCAUCCAUCUCUUCCCAAGAUAAAGGCAAGAAGAAAGAGGUCAUCAAAGCGGGGAUGGAGAUAUCCAACGAAGUGUAUUCAGCCCAAGGAGAAUUCGACGGCGACAAUGAAGGAGAAGGGCUCAUUUACAAUGUGGAUUACCAUGGAGUAACGACACAUCCAUCACCGUCGCCCAAACCAAAGCAUCCUCAACCAUAGCAUUCACCGUCGAUGGGAUAAGAUAUAUAAAUAUCGUUAUUCCUGUCAUGUAUUAUUUUUCUUUCCUCUAUAUUAAUGUACUAUACAAUACUUACUACAAGGGUAUGGAAUUACUCAUCGCAGCUCGACCUUAGCUUCUGUUUUCA